AUGCGUCACAAGCGAGCCUCGGCAGGUCCAGAGAUUCAUCAGCGCCACGCGGCCCUUCUUGCUGAGCACGAGCGAAAGCAGGUCCUGAUGCCACGCCGUCUCCCGCUGCAGGAACUAGCGAUUGUUUACUUUCCAAUCCUAGCCCUCUUUACUAGCAGCGACGCAGCGGCCAUGGCGCGCCGACUGCUGAUCUUGCGGCAUGGCCAGAGGCCGGACGAGAUCCCAGAUCCAUCGCUAUCCGCAUUUGGAUUCCAGCAAGCUGAGCACGUGGCAUCGAUGUUAAGGCGGAGCGGCAUUUGCAUCGAUGCCAUCUUCUCAUCGCCAUUCAUACGCUGUUUGCAGACUGCUGCGCCCUUGGCGAAAGCUCUUGGAAAGCAGAUUCGCGUCGACUGGGGCUUCAGUGAAGUACUUGCGCACGAAUGGCUGUAUCAUGCCAACCCGCUGCCGCAGCUUCACUUUGGCAAAUUUCAGAAGACUGGAGAAGAGUUGCCCAAUGUUGCUGGAGAUCUUAUCGACGCCGGAUACGAGUCUCCAAUUCCUGGAUAUCCUGACUUCGUAGGCCCAGCGCGGGCAGGUGAUGCAGUGCAGCGCGCGCGACCCAUAGCGCGUGCCCGGGAGGCGCUUUCUCGGGCCAUGCGCACAGAGCCGAUUCCAAGGACUCUGCUUGUCGUAGGCCACGGUGCCUCGCAUGACUAUGUGAUUGAGGCUCUCGCGCCAGGCUCGCUUCCGUUGGAGCACCAGGUCCCUUUCUGCGUGGAGAACGUGUCCUUUACAACAGCGCUUCGUCGCGAGGACGGCAGGUUCUGCCUGUACGGCUUCAACGAGCAGAUUCCACGCUUGCUGGCAGACGGCUGGCAGCACACAUUCCAGCCUACUUCAAGGCCAGCUAGAGCCACGGACACGUGGACCGUCGACGAACUCAUGUGGCGCGAUCAAACUCGACAAUGCGCCGUCCAGGUGCUAACGCCGCAUGCCUUCUUCGUGCCAGAGCUUCAGCAGGUGUUUCUUCUCGACAGCCUCUCCGGACGAGCAUGCCAAGUGCUCCCUGAGGAAGAGCUUCGUCCUUCGCAGUCUGGCGUCCCGCCGCCCCUCCCGACGGCCUGGAAAGUCGAUUAUGAGCUCUGGCCGGGUGGCCAUCAGCUCGGUGGAGGAGCUUUUGCAGAGGUGUUUCAUGUCCGGCAUCGUACCAGCCAUACCGGCUACGCAGUGAAGGUUAUGAGCAGAUCCAACUUCGCGAACCGUGGCAUUGAGUGCCAGAUCGAUUGGGAGAUUCAAGCCAUGCGUGCCGCCACCCUCUACAGAGACCAGCUGGAGACCCACGUUUUGCGACUGCUGGAGGACACUCAAGAGGGCGACUUUGUGUACCUCUUGCUAGAGCUUUGCGAGCAAGGAGAUCUGCUGCGCAAGCAAGGCGUUCUGUCCGAAAAGACGGUGAAAAGCAUCGCCAGACAAUUGAUGCUCGGCUUGCAGGUGGUGCACAAGCUGGGCUUCAUCCACCGAGACAUCAAGCCAGAUAACCUGCUAUGCACAGCGGAUGGGCUGUUGCGACUUGCAGAUUUUGGCUGGUGCUGCCGAAAGGAGGAUCGCCCGACAUGCCUUGCAGGCACGCUGCUCUACAUGGCCCCCGAAGUGCUGUCGAAUGUGUGUGCAGGCCGAUGUGUGGAGUGCCGGAAUGACCCUUUUCCAGAUGAUCACGGGGAGAACGCUACUCCAAACCAACCUGGAUCCUGGCGUGACCAAGCUUUCAGAGCGAGAUCCAGUGAAGUCAACAUUGCUUCGCCAGCAGUGGCUGCUGUGGGCCAUGCGCUCAGCUUCGGUUUCCGGACGGUGCGGAGCGGCGCCCGCCUUCUGACAAAUUACGGCCGAACCACAUCAGCCAGCCCAUUGGCGUGGGACCUGGUGCAGAGAAUGUUGACUAAAGACCCAGCCGAACGUAUCUCUGUGGACGAGGCGCUCUCACACCCCUGGCUGCGCGAGCAAACAGAGGAGCCAAUUGAGGGCAAGGUUGCGACAAGCCCGUUGCCGUCCCGGCGCAAGGCUUGCGAGGAGGUAAGCUCACCCUCGAAGGACAAGGUGCCAACGCCUUCGAAACCACGAUCUUCGAAGCCGAACAUGGCAUACACACCUCCUGUUUCACCGGAGGUGACCCCGGAGCGCACCCCCUGGCCGCAGAGUGAGUUCCUCGCGCCCGAUGAGAAGGAGAACAGUCGAGACCCGGAAGUGCUUGUCGCCGGAGCAGAAGAUGCGCCUGCAGAGCUUGCAGAUGAAGGUGGAGAACAAGUGGGCUUCGCCCAAGGACCACCUGUCGGAGAAGUCCGUCCCUGCCUCAGCAACCGGCAGCCUGUUUCUGAAGUGAUCAGCCUGCAGCCAGACCUCGAAGCUCGAGCACGGCCAUAUUGGGAGCUAAAGCGAAGUUUGGGAAGCGCAAUGGAGAACAUGCCCUGGAAUCAGCUAGGCGAAGGGCAUCCGAACCAAGCGGAGCAGCCCGUGCCCAGCGCGAAGGGGCUGAGACAAUUGUCCGAAGUGCCUGAAGAAGGCUGCAAGCCUCAGUCGGGGGGUUGCUCAUCAGUGAAAGUGCCGCUUGGCCAGUUGCCGCGUUCCCCCUUUGCAGAAACCGGAGACUUGCUUACUACCUCCGCCCCGGCGAGCCGCUUCAACUUGCGCGGAGUCGUCGGAGCCCUGCCACAGAGCGACAAGACAGCGCUGGAGAUGCUGACACCUCGCACAGCGGAGAGAAACCCACAGGCUGGGCAGCAACAGCCUGUCGGUGCGCUCAAUGUACCAGCCAUGCCAGGUCCCAGAAUGAACAAUUGGUGUGCUGGCGAUGAAGGAACUGCGCGGACAGGUGCAGGAGCCAAGGCCUGCUUUCAGCAUGCAAUCUGCACAACACUGUACAGGAUUGUACGGUGA
This is a messenger RNA of Symbiodinium necroappetens, 2910 nucleotides long. The record is from the annotation of a GenBank genome assembly. Lineage: Eukaryota; Dinophyceae; Suessiales; Symbiodiniaceae.